Molecule: messenger RNA, 884 nt
Organism: Meloidogyne enterolobii
Lineage: Eukaryota; Metazoa; Nematoda; Chromadorea; Rhabditida; Meloidogynidae
Source: the annotation of a GenBank genome assembly
AAUUUUUAUUUAAGAGGAGUCAAAUUUUUGACCAAAUUUUUUAAUUCUUCAUGUGUUUCUGUUUGUAUUUUAACUAUUUUUCACUAUACUAAAAAUUUUUUUUCAAAACGUCCAACUUUCAAAAUGGUCAAAAUCUCCAAAUAUCUUUAUUAUUCGUCUAUUAUAUUUUUAAAUUAAUUUUUUUGUGUCCUAUAAUCUAACAAAAAAAAUUUUUAUUCAACAAUUAGUUACCUGUUGUUGUUGGUGUAUUUAUUGCUUCAGUUACAGAAAUUCAUUUUAAUUUAUUUGGUUUAUGUUCUUCAUUUAUUUCAACAGCAGUAUUUGCCUUUUUAAAUGUGCUAGCCAAAAAAGUUUUUGAUGAAACUGGAAUGCAUCCAAUUAGUUUAUUGGCUUUAAAUUCUCAAUUGGCAACUUUGCUUCUUUUUCCUUUUUGGGCUUGGACAGAUGGUAGUCGAAUGUGGGAACUAGCCCAUUUAACAAAUUCAAAACAACACCAACAACAAAAUAAUAACAAUCAUGCACCAGACUCCUAUUUUUUGAUUUUAUUAGCACUUUCUGGUUUAUGCUCAUUUUUUUCAAAUUUGUGUGCUUUUAUGUUGAUUCACCAGCUUUCAACAUUAUCAUACGCUGUUACAAACGCAGCAAAAAGAAUAUUUGUAAUUGUAUUAUCAUUAAUUACACUUAAAAAUCCAGUUACAACUCUAAAUGUUUGUGGAAUGUUUAUUUCAGUUUUUGGUGUUUUAAUUUAUAAUAGGGUAAAAAGUAUAGAACACGAACCCAAAUUAUUAACAAAUAGAAGAGAAGAAUUAUUUAGAAGAAAAGAACCUAUUCAUGUUUCAACAAUGAAAUCUUCCCCUAGUGAUGUUAGAAUGUUACUUGACUAA